Rotaria sp. Silwood1 is the source of this 3009-nucleotide messenger RNA. The record is from the annotation of a GenBank genome assembly. Lineage: Eukaryota; Metazoa; Rotifera; Eurotatoria; Philodinida; Philodinidae.
AUGAGUAACGAGAGCCAUCCAUCUCCUUCAGGCUCAUCGUCAUCUACAUUAUUCGGCGGUGGAGGUAAUGCUGGUGGUAAUGAACCCUUAACUCAACCAUCACCAGCUAAACCAACAUGGGCACAAAUUCUCAAUUCAAAUCCAAAUGCACCGUCCAAUACAUCGUCAUCGUCAUCAUCAAUGGCAACUGGCAAUAAUAAUAAUAAUAAUAAUACUGGUGUAAAUAGUUCACCAUCAUCAUCAUCACCCGCAUCUUCUCAACAUUCAACAACAACAAAAACAAUAUCACCAUCAGCAAGUGGUACAUUAAAUACACCCGGAUCACGUGCUGGUUUUAUGCCUAAUUUUUAUGAUCAAACACAAUCUCAAAUGAAUUGGCCUUUAAAUUUUAAUCAAACAUCAUCAUGGAUGAUUAAUGAUGAUAAUAAUUCACAAAAACAACCAUCAAAAUCAUUACAACAAUCAAAUGAUAAUACGCAAACAGGUGGUGAUGGCUUUGAACGAAUUGAAUCAUCGAGUCCAACUUCAGGUUGGAAUAAGCCGGUGACAACAAAUAAUUCAACUGCUAAUGGUUGGUCAAAUUUUCAACAACAGCAACAACAACAAACACUUAAUAAUCCGUCCAGAUCAAAUCCAAAUAGCAAUCAAUGGCCAGAAAUGAACAAUUUCUAUGGAGCUAAUACAUCAACUAAUUCAUUUAAUUUAUCGCAACAGAAUAACGACAAUAAUAGCUCAUCGACAACAUGGCAAGAUCCAUCAAGCAAUACAAAUGAUAUGCUUACAUUGACAACAAAUAAUCCAAAUAGUUCAAAACAUAAAUCUUCAUCAAUAGCUGCUUCACUUACAGGUGCAUUAAAAUCAGCUAUUGCACUUAGUGGUAAUAAUAUUGAUCAUUUAGCUGGAAAUAAUGAUCCAAUGAUAACUUAUGUUCCACAACCAAAACUUGUUGAACAAUUAGGUUGGGAUGAACCUGAUAUAAAUGUUUUAAAACGUGCUAAUUUUGAUGAUGGUACAUCAAUAUGGGGUGAUCCUAUGGAAUCAAUGUCUGUACCAGUUAAAAAAUGGACAAAUGGACCAAAAGCAGCAUUAACAAAUUCAACAAAUAUUAUUUUAUCACAACCAAUUGUUCAAAAACAAAUAUCAACAACAAAUUCAUCAACAUCAUCUUCAACACAAAUGGUGCUUAAUGAUGAAAAUUGGCCAAAACAACAAUCACCAACUUUAGUACCACAAUCAACAUCACAAUGGAAUGAUACAACACCACCAGCAGUAGUAACUACAGCAACAAAUGUACCUAUUGAACAACCGAAUACAUCUCAACAACAAAAUUAUCGUACACAACAAACCAAUUGGAAUCCACAAUCACAUUCAAAUGAAGAUUGGUAUGGUGAUGGUCUUGUUGAUACAAGUCAAUGGGAUGUACCACGACCACCACAUAAAGCACCAUUUGAUCCUUAUGAUGGACAAGUUGAUACAACUGAUUGGGUUGUACCACCAUCAGGUGGUAUACCAGGACAAUUACCAAUAGCACGUACUCGUUUUAUGAAUGAAUAUGAUCUCAAUGAAAAUCCUCAUGAUAUACGUAUGCCAAAUUAUGAUAAUCAAUAUCGUCAAAAUCCGGAUCUGAAAAAUUCCAUGAUGAAUCUUGGUGGAAUAUUACCACCAACUCAUCAUUCAUUUUCACCACGACCAAGUCCACUUUAUCCUCAACAAUCAGGAAAUAUACUUCGACCAAUUAAUCCAAAUGGUGGUUUAUCAACACCACCCGGUGCUAUUAUAGGUCAAAAUAGUCAUUUAUCACCUAAAUUACCUAUAUCAUCACCUGUACCAAAUCAACCUCAAUAUGUUCCAUUAACAGUUAAACAAAAUAAUAUUCCAAAUCAAUCAUCUCAAACACCAACACCAUCACAACAACAAUCAACAGGUAAUGGAAAUAAUAAUAAUAAUAAUAAUAAUUCUAAUAAUAAUGGUGCAGUACAUGCUCAAAUCAUGCAACAAUUUCGUCUUGCUGUACAAGCCGGUUUAAUUAGUCAAGAUUUGCUCAAUACAAAAUUACCACCAUAUAUGUUACAACUUCUUCAAAAAUUAUUUGAACUUCAACAAAAAUUUCAACAAUUAUCAAUACAAUUAUCUGAAUUAAGUAAAAAUAAACCAGGUUUUCCAUUACCAUUAGUACAAAAUGAAUAUGAAUGUUUAUCAAAAUUAAUUGCACAAAAAAAACAAGAAAUGUUAAUUGUUCAAAAAGAAAUACAAGAUGCACAUACUAAACUUAAACAACAAUCAACUAAUCCAACACCAACACCAUCACAAAUGAUGUCAAAUGGACCAAAUAUUGUACAAAAUACAGAUCAAUCACGUUUAACACAAUGGACAAAACAAUCAACAAUAGGUGGACAACGAACAACAAUGUUUCCACCACCUGGUUUAACACAAAAAGAUUGGCAAACAGAUACUAAUGAUCCAAAUGAAAAUUGGGAUCAUACUCAAACAAAUGAAUCAAAUAAUAAUAAUAAUAAUAAUCAAAUAAGUAAUAUUGAUUCUCAUACACAUAAUAAUCAAGUAUCAUCAUCAACAACAUUUUCAGAUCCAUUUUCAAAUAUUGUUGAUGAUAUUGAUGGACCACCACCAUUUGUACCUGGUCAAUUAUGGAAUUGGAAAUCAUCUUUACCUAAUGCUGAAGAUGAUCCAAAUGUUACACCAAGUUCAUUAACAAUUGGUCCUAAAGGAUCAACAUCAGUUAUGACUAAUCUCAAUGUUGGUGGAGUUGAACGUGCAUUUUCAAAUCCUCCAUUAAUGCAUCAAUAUCAACGUCCAGUACAAUCAAAUCGACCACCAUGGCAACAAGGAACAUUACAUGAUCAACAAGGAUUUCAACCACCAAUGAAUGAUUGGUCUAAACAACAACAACAACAACAACAACAAUAUCGAGGUAUAUCAAAAGCUCCAUCACUUCCUCAUCCGUCAUUUGGUGGUGGUGGUGGUAGUGGUGGCCAUCGACCAUAUAUGUAA